This is a messenger RNA of Truncatella angustata, 2988 nucleotides long. Its product is annotated as P-loop containing nucleoside triphosphate hydrolase protein. The coding region runs from base 450 to 2789 and encodes 779 amino acids. The record is from RefSeq and is a predicted model, not a curated record. The transcript is spliced from 2 exons. Gene Ontology annotation, molecular function: ATP hydrolysis activity; ATP binding. Lineage: Eukaryota; Fungi; Ascomycota; Sordariomycetes; Amphisphaeriales; Sporocadaceae.
AUUGUACUCUGCUUUUUGAAGUGAAUCAUGCACGCGUUUUACAUUCACGGGACGAAAUAGAGCAUAGACAUGCCUGACUGGAGUGACUACUGAAGGAUCGCUACUCUUCUUUGCAACAGUCAAAGCAGCAUCGUUCACACGUUGCAUAUACAAGACACCCUACCCGGCCAAUGCUACGCAUGGCUUGUUUGGCCUCGGAGUAUUCGCAUCAACACCACCACGGGAGCACUUCUACAAUCCAGCCAAAGCUGCCCUGCUUCCGCGAUCACUUUGUUGGUCAUCUCUAGUUAUACAAAUCGACAGUCCGAUAUUUUAUCCCAAGCCGACCAAGCUGUCAAGGGGCGUCUGUCACAGUCGCGGGCCUUGCCGAAACCUCGUCUGGGCAUUCACGACGGUAGAUGAAUGGUUUGGCUAGGUUGCGCGUGGUUCCUAUUUGAUCGAGUGCAAGCAUGUGGCCUAGCAGGAUUAUUUCCAAUCUUCAGAAGACGUACGAUGAGAGCUAUCUGAGAUGCUCUACUGCCGUUUACUAUGAGAGUCAGAGCGAUGAGAAGGAGGCAAUGCGCUACUGGAGGUCAGCGUUAGACCUCCUUACACAGAAUGCCCAGAGCACGACGACCUAUACACCAAGGACGGCGACCGAGCGGGCCUUGAUCGAGAGUUUGAAGACGCUUGAGGUGCAGUGCAAGGAAAGAAUUGAUUUGCUGGAGGCUUUGAGAAUAUCAAGGGAUGGCCAGCCCGACCGGCAAAAGCCCUCUUCUGGAGACGCUGCUGGCCCUUCUGGCGCCGACGUGACUGAGAAGGGCUGGAUAGGCGAGGGCACAAUACCAGCCGUAUCCUACCAAGAUCUCACAAGACCGUCUCUGCCCCCGCGACCGUCAAUGAUGUCACGAACCUCCUCAGAUAGGGCUGUCGUGGGCCGCAAGAUUAGCAGUGUCGAAGCCGACGCGGUUGCUUCAUCCUCGAAAUCACCGCCAACCUUACCACCCUAUGCGGCAGCCGCACCUGCACCCAAGAAGAAGGUUGACCGUUCGCCCAGUCCUGACAAGCGCACUAUGCGCACAACGUUGCGUUCAAGCAAAGGGAAUAAGCCCUCCAAAACUGGUCGGAGUUCUUCCUCGAAAGCAGCCGAGCCGCCAGGAGCGAGUAAAGCUGCAACAUUGGCCUGGUCCGCCAUUGGUGCCAAGGACAACGUCGGCCGGCCAUCGUUACCAGACAUUUCCGGCUCGAAAGUGUCCAACACGUCAUCGCACUGGGACAGUCAUACCCGUAGGCUGGUAGCGCCGGCAGAGAACGGUGUACCGCGGCCAGCCAGUCCAGACUCUUUGGCUCCUAGGCGCAGCGAAGAUCUUGGAGAUCCAAGACCGUCUCCUCUGGCUCUUGGUGCCGCUUCCAGUGCUUUGAGCUACUUGUCGGUAAACGACAGGCAGGAUCCAAGCCUUGCGAGUACCCGCGCCGAGCGUACAUCCAAGUCGAAGAGCACUUCCUCGGCGGCGCAAGAUGCUGCCAGAAGAACGCUGUCCGAAGCGGAUGUUCCUGGUUCUGGCAGGAGCUCCAGCGAUAUCCCUAUCAGAAGGAAACUUGCCACACAGAACACGCCCCCCAACAGCGCUCGGAAACGAGCAAUACGUGAGAAGCGAACUGUCAACCCCAAACACUCUUCCGAAUCAGACGACGAGCCAAGACGAUCAGGCUCGCUCCGGCGGAGCGGCAGGGGCAAGCGCGAGGAAGAUCACGUCCCAGCAGAUAGCACUGCACAUUCUGGCGAGUCGGGCGAAGACGAAGAGCAGAAGAAGGCGAAAAGUGCAUGGGAGAAGAAAAAGAAGGCUAUCCUGAAGCAGCUACCUCCUGGAGUUGACAGUGCUUCAGCCAAGGCUAUAUUCAACGAAAUCGUUGUGAAGGGCGACGAGGUGCGUUGGAGUGAUGUGGCCGGUCUGCACAUUGCCAAGAACGCGCUCCGAGAAGCUGUGGUAUAUCCAUUCUUGCGACCAGAUCUCUUCAUGGGCUUGCGUGAACCAGCCAGGGGCAUGCUCCUCUUUGGGCCUCCUGGAACAGGAAAGACCAUGCUGGCCCGCGCGGUCGCCACCGAGUCCAAGUCAACCUUCUUCUCCAUCUCUGCUAGUAGUUUGACGAGCAAGUAUUUGGGCGAAUCGGAGAAACUCGUUCGAGCACUCUUUGCCCUGGCCAAGGCUAUGGCGCCAAGUAUCAUCUUUGUUGAUGAGAUCGAUUCGCUGCUCUCCCAGAGAUCUGGCUCAGGGGAACACGAAGCUACCCGCAGGAUAAAGACCGAGUUUCUGAUUCAAUGGAGCGACUUGCAGAGAGCCGCCGCUGGGCGCGAAAGCCCUGGUGGAAGCAAGGAGUUAUCAGGCGAUGCCAACAGGGUCCUGGUGCUUGCGGCUACCAACCUUCCAUGGGCUAUCGAUGAGGCAGCAAGAAGAAGAUUUGUAAGGCGGCAGUACAUUCCACUUCCAGAGCCAGAAACCAGGGCUACUCAACUGAGGACAUUACUUGGCCAACAGAAACACAACCUCUCAGAGGAUGACAUGCUUGAGCUGGUGGCGUUGACUGAUGGCUUCUCCGGGUCAGACAUAACGGCCCUGGCCAAGGAUGCUGCCAUGGGACCGCUUCGAUCGCUAGGCGAAGCGUUACUUUCUAUGACUAUGGACCAGAUUCGGCCGAUAGAACUGGUUGACUUCAAGGCUAGUCUUGGUAUGAUCCGUCCCAGCGUCAGCAAAGAAGGCCUGAAAGAGUACGAGGAUUGGGCCAGGCAGUUCGGUGAGCGCGGCGGUUGAGGAAUUUUGGGGCCAAGGGUUUUCUUCUUUUUCUUUCCUGUUAUUAAAUGUCGUACAUGGCUAAAGAGGAGGACGAAUUAUGAACUUGGGCCACGGCGUUGGACAUAAGGAGUUAAAGUAGACAGCCUGUCUGCGGUAUGGGACAUGAUACCACUCUGGUGUAGGAGAAAUAGCAUAGAAAAAGUCCACGAGUUCGGGU